AUGGCUGGACCUGGAAACAAAAAGAGAAAACAGAUUGAGGGUCGUCUACAAAAACCCUCAAAGAAGCAAAAGAGAAAGCAAUUGCGAGAAUACAACAGUGAUUCUGAAUCCGAAGAGGCGCAAGAGUUUGAUGCUGUCAACCUGCUCGAUUCCGACGAUGAUAUUCACAAUGUCCAGGUGGACGACGUUGGCGGUUCUGACCAUGAAGUUUCCAGCUCUGAUGGUCAGGGCCCUGCCCUAAAGAAGCCUAUCAAGAAGACAAAACAAAACAACAAGACACAGAAGGCCAAGGACAACAAGCCAGAAGCUGAGUCCGAGGAGGAGGAGGAGGAAGAGGAAGAAGAUGACGAUGAUGGCUCAGAUGACGACGACGAAGACGAUGACGGCGAGCCCUCUGGCAAGCGCAAGAAAUCCAAGCGAAACGACCCCAAUGCUUUCGCGACGUCGCUCUCCAAGAUUCUCAACACCAAGCUAUCAACUUCCAAACGAUCAGAUCCCGUCCUCGCCCGAAGUGCCGCAGCACACGAAGCCUCCAAGGCAGCCGUCGACAGCGCUCUAGAGUCCAAGGCCAGGAAACAGCUCCGUGAAGCCAAGAAGCGAGCAUUCGAGAAGGGCCGAGUAAAGGAUGUCCUUAUCGCAACCACAGUCGACAAUACCGGAGAGCUCGAGACAUCUACAUCCGAGAUCAUGGUGACGGAGAGGAGGCUACGCAAGGUCGCCCAGCGCGGUGUUGUCAAGCUGUUUAACGCCGUCCGCGCUGCGCAGGUCAAGGCUGUUGAGGCCGAGAAGGGUACAAGAAAGGAGGGUGUCAUCGGUAUGAAGAAGCGUGAGGAGAAGGUCAACGAGAUGAGCAAGAAGGGAUUCCUGGAGUUGAUUGCCUCAGGAGGUGGCGGGUUGAAAAAGGGAGCGCUCGAGGAGGCUUAA
Fusarium sp. VM40 is the source of this 924-nucleotide messenger RNA. The record is from the annotation of a GenBank genome assembly. NCBI's taxonomy places the organism in Eukaryota, Fungi, Ascomycota, Sordariomycetes, Hypocreales, Nectriaceae.